This is a messenger RNA of Peronospora matthiolae, 201 nucleotides long. NCBI's taxonomy places the organism in Eukaryota, Oomycota, Peronosporomycetes, Peronosporales, Peronosporaceae. The record is from the annotation of a GenBank genome assembly.
AUGAAGGACUUGGAGAUGGCUAAGCGCAUUGCAAGGUAUCUAAAGGAAACGAAGACAUUGAAGUUGUUUGUUGACAGUUCAAACAAAUUAAUGGACCCGGUCAAGAUUGAGAGCUGUAGUGACGCGGACUUUGCAGCAGGCAAGUCGGAUUACAAGUCGGUCUCAAAAUGCGUGUCGACGGUGGAUGGAGCAGUGACAUGA